AUGACUUCUGAACAAUACACGGCGUUUGUGCCUCAUAGGGGCGUACUCGAGCACAACGGGAUGCCGUGUGGUGCAAUGAAUUCGCCCAUGAUCUUGCAGCAGGUUAUGAAUCGGGUAUUUGAAGAGACAUAUACCCGUGUUUGUGGGCAAGAUUGUUGGUAUGGCAGGCAUGCGAAGGAUGUGGAGUUCGUGUGGAACCAGGAACGUGAACCGGAGUUUGAAGGCCUGAAGGGGAUCGUGGCUGAGUGUUGA
Molecule: messenger RNA, 252 nt
Organism: Gregarina niphandrodes
Lineage: Eukaryota; Apicomplexa; Conoidasida; Eugregarinorida; Gregarinidae
Product: RNA-directed DNA polymerase
Exons: 1
Coding region: 1-252 (83 amino acids)
Source: RefSeq, a predicted model, not a curated record